AUGCAGAACCUGUGCAAAUUUGGUGUGUACCUCAGUUACUCUUUAAUCUCAAAGGCCAAUAUAGUUUAUAAAAAGACACAGAUUGAGCCCAUUGAUGGGUACUGUGUCCAACAGCUGACGGAAUUUGAGGGGAAGACUUUAGUGUCAGUCACCAAAGAGGGCUUGGAACUUCCAGAGGAUGAAGAAGAAAAAAAGAAACAGGAAGAGAAAAAAACAAAGUUUGAGAACCUCUUCAAAAUCAUAAAAGACAUAUUGGAGAAAGAAGUUGAAAAGGUUGUGUCAAACCGAUCAGUGACGUCUCCAUGCUGUAUUGUCACAAGCACAUAGGGCUGGACAGCAAACAGGAGAAUCAUGAAAGCUCAAGCCCUAAGACACAACUCAACCAUGGGUUACAUGGCAGCAAAGAAAUACCUGGGGAUAAACCCUGACCAUUCCAUUAUCGAGACCUUAAGGCAAAAGGCAGAGGCUGAUAAGAACGACAAGUCUGUGAAAAAUCUGGUCAUCUUGCUUUAUGAAACUGCGCUCCUGUCUUCUGGCUUCAGUCUGAAAGAUCCCCAGACACAUACUAACAGGAUCUACAGGAUGAUCAAACUUGGUCUAGGUAUUGAUGAAGAUGACCUUACUGCUGAUGACACCAGUGCAGCUGGAAGUGAAGAAAUGCCACCCCUCGAAGGAGAUGAUGACACAUCACGCAUGGAAGAAAUACACUAAGCUCCAGCUGAGGGAUGACUUACCUGUUCAAUACUCUACAGUUCCUCUAAUAAUGUAUUUUCAAGGAUGUUUUUCUUUAUUUUUAUUAACAUUAAAAAGUCUGUAUGGCAUGACAACAACUA
Cebus imitator (Panamanian white-faced capuchin) is the source of this 833-nucleotide messenger RNA. RefSeq names its product heat shock protein HSP 90-alpha-like. Lineage: Eukaryota; Metazoa; Chordata; Mammalia; Primates; Cebidae. Gene Ontology annotation, cellular component: protein-containing complex; plasma membrane; neuronal cell body. The record is from RefSeq and is a predicted model, not a curated record. Gene Ontology annotation, molecular function: ATP hydrolysis activity; ATP-dependent protein folding chaperone; ATP binding. Gene Ontology annotation, biological process: cellular response to heat; protein folding; protein stabilization.